Messenger RNA from Platichthys flesus (European flounder), 1725 nucleotides. It is a transcript of the gene ppil4, whose product is annotated as peptidylprolyl isomerase (cyclophilin)-like 4. Gene Ontology annotation, molecular function: peptidyl-prolyl cis-trans isomerase activity; RNA binding. The coding region runs from base 49 to 1461 and encodes 470 amino acids. The transcript has 13 exons. Gene Ontology annotation, cellular component: nucleus. NCBI's taxonomy places the organism in Eukaryota, Metazoa, Chordata, Actinopteri, Pleuronectiformes, Pleuronectidae. Gene Ontology annotation, biological process: protein peptidyl-prolyl isomerization. The record is from RefSeq and is a predicted model, not a curated record.
UGCACCGUUAAGUUUGUUGCCAUUAGUUCAUUAGAAGAAGAAGUUAGCAUGGCGGUGCUCCUUGAAACGACGCUGGGCGAUAUAGUAAUAGAUUUGUUUACAGAAGAAAGGCCUAAAACUUCACUUAACUUCCUGAAAUUAUGCAAAAUAAAAUACUACAACUACUGCCUCUUCCACAAUGUUCAGAGAGACUUCAUUGUGCAGACAGGGGAUCCCACUGGUACAGGCCGUGGUGGAGAAUCGGUCUAUAGCAAAGUGUAUGGGGACCAAGCCUCCUUUUUCGAUGUGGAGAAAGUACCACGCAUUAAACACAAAAAGACGGGGACUAUAUCCAUGGUGAACAAUGGAAGCAAUCAGCAUGGUUCUCAGUUUCUUAUUACCACUGGUGAGAACCUGGACUACUUGGAUGGAGUCCAUACUGUGUUUGGGGAAGUUACAGAAGGCUUUGAUGUCUUGACCAAAAUCAAUGAGACCUUUGUUGACAAGGACUUUGUCCCAUUUCAGGAUAUCAGGAUUAACCACACAGUGAUACUGGAAGACCCAUUUGAUGAUCCUGCUGACCUGCCAGUCCCUGACCGCUCACCUGAGCCCACCAGAGAGCAGCUAGAUAGUGGCAGAAUUGGAGCUGACGAAGUGAUUGACGAUACAGAAGGGAAAGCGGCCGAAGAGCUUGAGGAGAGAAUGAAGGACAAUGAGGCCAAGACUCAGGCCAUCCUGCUGGAGAUGGUGGGAGACCUCCCUGACGCAAACGUGAAACCUCCAGAGAAUGUGCUGUUUGUGUGCAAACUGAACCCGGUGACCACCGAUGAGGACCUGGAAAUCAUUUUCUCACGCUUUGGGGUCAUAAAAAGUUGUGAGAUCAUCAGAGACGGGAAAAGUGGAGAUUCCCUCUGUUACGCUUUUAUUGAGUUUGAAAAGCAAGAGGAAUGUGAAAAGGCCUAUUUCAAAAUGGACAACGUGCUCAUUGAUGAUCGACGCAUUCACGUGGACUUCAGCCAGUCAGUCUCAAAGAUCAAAUGGAAAGGGAAAGGUGGGAAGUAUACUAAAGAUGACUUCAAAGCCUAUGAGAAGGAUGUGGAGAACAAAUCCAAACUGGCUCUCAAGGACCAAAUGAAGCCUAAACAAGAUUCCAAGUAUGAUCUGCUAAUAGAGGAGGACCAGGAGGCGACGAGCCAUUGGCACUCAGAGAAGAAGCACAAGGAAAAGAGGCACCAUCAUCAUUCUGGUGAUGAGGACAGCAGGAAAAUCAAAAAGCAUAAGGUCCAGGACAAUGAGAAGAGCGAGCGAGACAGAAAAACAGGCCGCCAGCUUUCCUGCUCCAGGGACAGGGAUAACAAACACAGCAAGUCCCGGGGCAAACAUGGGAAGGAGGGACGCAGCAAAGGCCACAGCUACAAGGAAAGGAGCUGCAGCCCCUCUCUGAAGAAGUCGAAGGAUAAAGAAAGGAGUAGAUACAGAUGAAGGAGGGUAGAGAAGAACAGAGGGUCACCUUAAUCUUACUGAAUAUCAUUGUGGCAGAGAAGAGUGGAACUGUAUUCAGCAUGAAUAAUAUGGCAUCUAAAUGUUCUCAGGUCUAAACAACAGACUUCCUUCAAAAUAACUUUACCUUGACUUUAAUUAUAAAGAUCAGAUGAUUCUCACGUCCUUGUCACAUUGUAUUGAAGAACAAAAAUGUUUUGAGAAACUUUUUUUAUGCUCAUAUUAAAUCUUUUCCAUAAAUUGACA